This is a messenger RNA of Ochlerotatus camptorhynchus, 1889 nucleotides long. RefSeq names its product probable maltase. The coding region runs from base 54 to 1793 and encodes 579 amino acids. Lineage: Eukaryota; Metazoa; Arthropoda; Insecta; Diptera; Culicidae. The record is from RefSeq and is a predicted model, not a curated record. The transcript has 3 exons. Gene Ontology annotation, biological process: carbohydrate metabolic process.
GGUAUCAUUCAACCGUUUUCGAUCUUUUGCUUGCAUCGAUCGGAACAGCCAGGAUGAAGAUCUUUAUACCUCUUCUAACGGCCCUACUAGCAGGAGUAACCACCGGCCUGGACUGGUGGGAACACGGUAACUUCUACCAAGUCUACCCGCGAUCGUUCAGGGAUUCCGAUGGCGACGGCAUUGGCGAUCUGGAUGGUGUCACCGAAAAAUUGCAAUACCUAAAGGACAUCGGAAUGGACGGAGUUUGGCUGUCUCCGAUCUUCGCUUCUCCGAUGGACGACUUUGGCUACGACAUUUCCGACUUCCGACAGAUCCAAUCGGAAUACGGAGAUCUCGACGCCUUCCAGCGUUUGGCCGACAAGUGCAAAAAGCUUGGCUUGCACUUGAUUUUGGACUUUGUUCCGAAUCAUACCAGCGAUCAGCACAAGUACUUCCAGCUGUCCGUAGCAAAGAACGAGACGUACAAAGAUUUCUACGUCUGGCAUCCGGGUGUAGACAGUGGAAAUGGUACCAUGGUUCCACCGUCCAACUGGAUUAGUGUCUUCCGAGGAUCUUCCUGGGAAUGGAACGAAGAACGUCAAGAGUUCUACCUUCACCAGUUCCUUAAGCAGCAACCGGAUUUGAACUACCGUAAUCCGGCCGUAGUCGAAGAGAUGAAGAACGUUCUACGCUACUGGUUGGACCGAGGUGUUUCCGGAUUCAGAAUUGAUGCCGUGCCGUACCUGUUCGAGAGUGCCGAGAGCGAAGGUCGCUACCGCGACGAACCACUAAGCAGAACCACCGACGACUCCGAGAAUCCUGCUUACCUGGUUCAUUCGCAAACUAUGGAUCAACCGGAAACCUAUGACAUGAUCUACCAGUGGCGAGCGGUUUUGGACGAAUACACCAAACAGGACAACAGAACUCGUAUUAUGAUGACUGAAGGUUACACAAGCCUGCCCAAGAUCGUCGAAUUUUUCGGAAACGCCACGGUCAAUGGAGCUCAGAUUCCAUUCAACUUCGAAUUGAUGAGUAACAUCCGCAAGGCUAGUACCGGAGCUGAUUUUGCCAAGUACGUCAAACUUUGGCUGGAAGGCAAGCCUGCCAACAGAAGAUCAAACUGGGUUCUAGGAAAUCACGACAACAAUCGUCUCGGAUCACGUCUAGGCGAGAACAAGAUCGAUUUGUAUAACAUUGCCCUGCAAACGUUGCCGGACAUUGCCGUCACUUACUACGGAGAGGAGAUCGGAAUGUUGGACCAGUCGAUCCCUUGGAGUCAAACCAAAGAUCCAGCUGCCUGUAGAAGCGGCGAAGAAAGCUACACCUUGUACUCCCGAGAUCCAGCGCGAACUCCGAUGCAGUGGGACAAUGGAAAGAAUGCAGGUUUCUCCAACGCUAACAGCACAUGGUUGCCGGUGGCUGACAACUACAAGACACUGAACGUUAAAGUACAGGACCGUGCACGCAAGAGUCAUCUGAAGGUGUUCAAGAAGCUGACCAAAUACCGCAAACGACAAAUUCUGGCAGAAGGGGACAUCGACAUGAAGGUUUCCGGAGAUAAUCUGGUCGUGUACAAACGCAAGGUCGACAAGGUUGGAUAUGUGGUAGUUGCACUGAAUUUCGGCACGGAAACUGCCACCCUGGGGUUGUCCAAUAUGUUCCCACAAAUUAACGACAGGAUGCAAGUGAUAGUGUCCUCCAAGAAGGUCACUACGUCAGAUAAUGCCUGGGUUGACGUCAACAGCUACCAACUGGUCGGAGAGAGUGCCAUCGUAAUGCAGUAUCUGUGGGGAAAGAAUCCAAUUGUUUCCUAGAUUUUAUUAUGGCAUAAAAUAUUUAAAUUCUUAUUCUUCUAAUUUAGCACAAUAAAAGAUGUUGAAGUCGCACUGCAUGAUAAUUAUGAUGAUUUA